AUGGCCCCUUUAGUGUGGUACUGCCUCAGCCUAUGUGCUUCCUUGCUUUCAUGCUUUGCACAUGCUGCCACAAUCACAUAUGACUUUAAUAUUACUUGGGUGUUGAAAAAUCCAGAUGGUCAAUUUGACCGGCCAACAAUUGGAAUCAAUGGAAAAUGGCCCCUUCCAGAAAUCAGAUCCAAAGUUGGUGAUCGGGUCAUUAUCAAUACCAACAACCAGCUGGGGAACCAGUCCACCUCCCUUCAUUUCCACGGGCUGUUCAUGAAUGGGACUGGGGAAAUGGAUGGCGCUGUAGGCGUUAAUCAAUGCAGGAUACCCCCUGGCGGUUCUUUCACCUAUAAUUUCACGACGGAGCAGCCAGGUACAUAUUGGUACCAUUCCCAUGGCCAGGGGCAAUAUCCAGAUGGGUUACGAGGCCCCCUUAUAAUUGAGGAUCCAGAGUCUCCGCAUGCUGGAAAAUGGGAUGAAGAGAUUGUCCUCACCCUUUCGGACUGGUAUCACGAGCAAAUGCCCACGUUAAUCAAGCAUUUCAUCAGCUUUGCCAAUCCCACGGGUGCCGAGCCAGUGCCUCAGUCGGCGUUGAUGUCCGAUACCCAAAAUUUGACUAUUGCCGUGAAGCCAAAUACGACAUAUUUCAUCCGGACCAUCAAUGUGGCAGCGCUGGCGGCACUUUAUCUGUGGAUUGAGGGCCAUUCGAUGCGUGUUAUUGAGGUUGACGGAGUUUGGACCGAGGAAUAUGAAACGGACAUGCUCUAUCUUACUGCCGCCCAGCGAUAUGGAGUUCUUGUGACCACAAAGAAUGAGACAACAGACAACUUUGCCAUGGUCGGUAGCAUGGAUACUGACCUCUUCGACAAUAUCCCUGAUGACCUAAAUCCAAACGUGACUUCAUGGCUCGUCUACGACGAUAAAAAGCCACUUCCAGUGCCCAAAACCAUCGACGAAUUCGAACCUCUGGAUGAUUUUCUUCUCAAACCUAGUGACUCAAUGGAACUGUUUGAUCAUGUUGAUCACAGCAUCACUCUUGACCUGAAGAUGGAUAAUUUGGGGGAUGGAGCAAACUAUGCUUGGUUCAACAACAUCACGUAUGUUAGCCCAAAGGUGCCAACAUUAUAUACCGCUCUUGAUGCUCCGAGGGACGUGGCGAUGAACCCAGUGAUAUAUGGUGAAAGCACGAACCCCUUCGUUCUAGAGCACAAUGAAGUGGUCGAGAUCAUCCUUAACAAUAACGAUCCGGGGAAGCAUCCGUUCCAUCUCCACGGACAUAACUUUCAGUUGGUCCACCGCUCUGAAGAAGAAGAAGGACCAUACACUGCGGAACAAAUGGCCGACUUCCCCCGAGUACCCAUGAGGCGGGAUACAGUCCUUGCCAAUCCCAAUGGCAACAUAGUAAUGAGAUUCCGUGCCGACAAUCCUGGGGCCUGGCUGUUCCAUUGCCAUAUCGAGUGGCAUAUGGAUAGCGGGCUGGUAGCUACAAUAGUGGAAGCACCGCUGGCCCUUCAAGACCAACGAAAGGCCGGGAUAAAGGCUUUACCGGCGGGUCACAUCGAUAUCUGCCAGUCGACGCAGACCCCAUACCGUGGUAAUGCGGGAGGUAACACAACCGAUUUCUUGGAUGUAUCUAAUAUGAACGGACCGCCAGCCCCGCCACUACCUGCUGGCUUUACCCCCAAGGGUAUCGUAGCGUUGGUGUUUAGCACCAUCGCUGCAGCAUUGGGCAUAGCGACCAUCGUCUGGUAUGGGCUGGGCGAGAUUAAAACGCCAGGGCCCAAUGGAGUCGGAGUGUCUAGAGUGCUGCAGUGA
Molecule: messenger RNA, 1803 nt
Organism: Trichophyton rubrum CBS 118892
Lineage: Eukaryota; Fungi; Ascomycota; Eurotiomycetes; Onygenales; Arthrodermataceae
Exons: 4
Coding region: 1-1803 (600 amino acids)
Biological process (GO): reductive iron assimilation; cellular response to iron ion starvation
Cellular component (GO): high-affinity iron permease complex
Molecular function (GO): ferroxidase activity; copper ion binding
Source: RefSeq, a predicted model, not a curated record